AUGAGCAGAGGCGAGGAUGGAAGAAGCGCUGGACAUCGACAGCCAGAGAAUAAGCGGGGGAGCGGUUUCAAGGGGGGCGCUGAGCAGGUCGAGAUGGAGGAGGGUGAGACAGGUGACGACUCGGAGGAGAGAUACAGCCAGGCACGAAGGCCUAAAGCAAACACUGCAAACAAUGCUGCCUCCCCAGACUUGGCGCUGGAUACGCUUACUGCGACGGCUCACCUGAAGCCCAGCAUCGCUCACCUCCGUCAGUUCAUCCCUACUGCUGGACUUGCCUUCACCGCUACCUCUCAAUCGGCCUUCCCCCCCUGCCAAUUCUCAUCACUUAGCCUCGAAUCCUCUCCUCUUCCCUCAUCGUUGCUGCCCUCAGAAUAUCCAGCCGAUCCCCCCACGAGUCUCCACCGAAUUGCGGAGAACUAUCCUUCGUCGUCUACCUCCGCACGCCAAGGACAAGCACGCAACAACCAACCAUCGUACUUCGCCCUCCCGUAUCUCUCGAGGGCGCUCUAUUCUUUUUCAAAAACGCUACCGGACGUGCUAGAGGAUGAAAAGCCUGAGCGGUCGAUGGGCGUAAUACGAAAGAAGACCGCGUCGCGCGGUACCGAAGCCGGCACUCAGUACCAUUGCGACGUCUGUUCUGUCGAUGUGACUUCAACGGUUCGGAUAUCAUGUGCACAUCCCGCCUGCCCCGAAUAUGACCUCUGCGUUCCUUGUUUCAGUGCGGGGGAAAGCAGCAAAGCCCACGACCCUGCCACUCAUCCGUACCAGGUCAUCGAACAGAAUUCUGUUCCUAUCUACGAGGAAGAUUGGGGUGCAGAUGAGGAGCUACUGCUGCUAGAAGGAGCCGAAAUCUAUGGCUUGGGAUCCUGGGCGGACAUCGCGGACCACAUUGGCGGUUACCGGACCAAGGAUGAAGUGCGGGAUCACUACAUCAGAACCUACAUUGACAGCCCCAAUUUCCCUCUGCCCGCACGAGCGGACCCCCAUGAUACUAGUCUUCAGGAUUCGAUAUCCAAGGAGGAGUUCCAGGCUCGGAAGAAGAGACGCAUCGAGGAGCGCAAGGAAGCAGCCAAAGCGGCACCACCGACAACACCGAAGCAAAAGCCCACUGCCAGUGUGCCAGCAUGUCACGAGGUUCAGGGUUACAUGCCUGGGCGACUGGAGUUUGAGACGGAAUUUUUGAACGAAGCCGAAGAGGCUGUUCAGCACAUGUCCUUUGAGCCCGGAGCGGGCGUCAAUGAGACAAGCGAGACAGAUGCAGAGAUGGAGCUGAAAAUGACGGUAGUUGAUAUAUACAACUCACGCCUCACAGCGCGAACGGAGCGCAAGAAAGUUCUGUUCGAGCAUAAUCUUCUCGAUUACCGGAAGAACACGGCGCUGGAGAAGAAGCGAACAAAGGAAGAAAGAGAUCUGCUUAACAAAGCCAAGCCGUUUGCACGGAUGAUGAAUCACGAAGACUUCGAGGAGUUCUGCAAGGGGCUGGAGUACGAACAUAAUCUACGGUUGGCCAUCGCACAGCUCCAAGAAUGGAGACAGAUGGGAAUCAAGGAUCUCAAGGGUGGAGAGAAAUACGAACAUGAAAAGCAACAGCGUGCGCAAAGACUUCUGACACAGGGCUCAUUCGACCGACUGGCAGCCUCUCGACCGAAGCAGUCGCAGCAACCCGAGCAACCGUCCGUAGCCAGUCAGCUGACGACUCCAGAACUCCCCCUGCGACUACAGAAGGCAAAUGGGCAAACAAAGCCACUAGAACAGAACCCGCCGAUGAAUGACUUUGAUCGAGCUUUCGCUGCUAACGGAGACGCAACAGGUACGCCGCAACCGGUCAAGUCAAAAUAUGUUGUCCAGCCAUUGAGCGGGGUGACACCGUGGAAAUUGGAGAACACAGGAGCUGCCGAUUUGCAUUUAUUGACGAAGGAAGAGGUUGAGCUGUGUAAUAUGCUCCAUAUCAACCCCAAGCCAUACCUGGUCAUUAAGGAGACUCUCCUGAAGGAGGCCAUGAAGCAGGGAGGUAACCUGAAGAAAAAAGAUGCCCGAGCUCUCUGCAAGGUACGUUGUGCUAUCCGAUGGGAGGGUACUGCACGUAGAUACUAACGAUGAACAGAUUGACACUGCCAAGACUGGUCGGAUCUUUGACUUCAUGAUACAUAGUGGGUGGAUUAACAAGGGAUAGCCAGGAUUACCUUAAUUCCUUUUGAUGUCCAUACUCUUGAUAGACUGCAUUUUCUUGGCGUUCAUGGCAGGCAAUGGUGCAUAUGGGGUUGUUUGAAUGCAAUAAUGCACUAUGGAAUACAGAGAUUGGUGUCUGGUGUUCUCAUUAUUAUUACUAUAUAAAACUCUCACCAUUCCCGAGACGCAUAUUACUUGAUCCCGGUCCUAGCAGGAAAAUAUGCUCUCCAGUCCCACUGAAGACAAUGUGACUCCAGGGUUAACCAGGGUAAUCCUAACUGGGAUUAGGACUGGACCCGGUUUUAUCCCGCUGCGCUGCUUUUCUUUUCUUGAGCCUAAGCUGUAAGCCGCUUGUUUUAGCUUUGAUCUCCAGUGAGACCCGAUGCUUCAUUGCAGUGAGAUGGAUUCUGUCAGCCUUGUCUAUUAGCAAGCCCUAAUACUGCGUAUAUAGUCUGCUUAUGCCACGUCGAUUAUUCAUUGCACGAGACUAACUCAAGAAGCAUGGGAUAAAGUGAGAGUGAAAUAAGACCA
Monascus purpureus is the source of this 2700-nucleotide messenger RNA. NCBI's taxonomy places the organism in Eukaryota, Fungi, Ascomycota, Eurotiomycetes, Eurotiales, Aspergillaceae. The record is from the annotation of a GenBank genome assembly.